AUGAGCAAUAGCGGUAAUGGUAGCACGAACACUAGCAGUAGUGGUAGCACGAGCAAUAGCAGUAGCGGUAGCAGGAGUAUUAGUAGUAGUGGAGACACUGGCAAUAGUAGUAGAGGUAGCAUGAGCGUGUGCUCCGAACGCAAACCUCAGGCUCAUUAUUAUAUGACUGUAGCCUCAGCCAGCUAUGUCAAUGGAUCUCUUAGAGGGAAUCACAGGACGAGCUUUAUUGGCCCUGAAGGAGAGGAUCGUCAAGCAGCGUCCUUUGCCUCGGGCGCAGCGAAGGAAGCGGCGUCCGGAGGUGUCCCAAGACAGAUUACCAUGGGUUUUUAG
Messenger RNA from Penaeus indicus, 330 nucleotides. Its product is annotated as sericin-2-like. Bases 1 to 330 code for a protein of 109 amino acids. The record is from RefSeq and is a predicted model, not a curated record. NCBI's taxonomy places the organism in Eukaryota, Metazoa, Arthropoda, Malacostraca, Decapoda, Penaeidae. The transcript has 5 exons.